Molecule: messenger RNA, 1829 nt
Organism: Pseudoliparis swirei
Lineage: Eukaryota; Metazoa; Chordata; Actinopteri; Perciformes; Liparidae
Product: cytochrome P450 2J2-like
Exons: 9
Coding region: 103-1599 (498 amino acids)
Biological process (GO): xenobiotic metabolic process
Cellular component (GO): cytoplasm; intracellular membrane-bounded organelle
Molecular function (GO): iron ion binding; heme binding; oxidoreductase activity, acting on paired donors, with incorporation or reduction of molecular oxygen, reduced flavin or flavoprotein as one donor, and incorporation of one atom of oxygen
Source: RefSeq, a predicted model, not a curated record
AAUAGGUGAGCUUACUGGCUCAGGGCAACACGGCAGUCUUUUAUGUGACAGGACAAGCAAGGACAGGCUUUAUUUAGACAGACUUGAGUCCUCGAGUGCAGAAUGGAUUCAAUCUUUUCUGUAUUUGGAUCCUAUAUUAACUGGGAUGUCAAAAGUCUGCUGCUCUUCACUGUAGUUUUCAUCCUCACUGCGGAUUAUAUUAAGAACCGUCGGCGGGGAAACUUCCCCCCGGGGCCCCGGGCCUUUCCUAUCGUGGGCAAUUUAUUCACUCUGGAUUACACCAGGACCCAUGAGAGUAUGACACAGUUAGCAGAGAGAUACGGAGAUGUGUACAGCCUUCGAAUGGGCCAGCGGUGGUUCGUGGUGUUAAACCGGUUUGAGGUUCUGAAGGAAGCUCUGGUGGAUCAGGGAGACAGCCUGGCAGACCGACCAGACCUCCCGCUGCUGCAGGACAUAUCCCAUGGACUUGGAGUAAUUUUCAGUAAUGGAAAUCUAUGGAAGCAGCAGAGGCGUUUUGCACUUUCAACCCUCAAACAUUUUGGAUUUGGCAAGAAGUCACUUGAACCCAUUAUCUUGGAGGAAUUUUCAUAUUGUGCAAAAGAGUUCAAGAGCCAUAAAGGUAAGGCCUUCGAUCCACACCUCAUCCUCAACAACGCGGUCUCCAACAUCAUCUGCUCCCUGGUUUUUGGGCAUCGCUUUGAAUACGGUGAUGAGAAGUUCAGGGAACUGAUCUCGUGGUUCGCCAAAGGACUCGAACUCGAAGCCUCCAUUUGGGCACAGCUUUACAACGCCUUCCCUCUGCUGAUGAGACGCUUGCCGGGGCCUCAUCAGACAAUCCAUCACAUCUGGGACAAUGUAAAGGACUUUAUAACAGUAGAGGUUAAGAAGCACAAACAGAACUGGGAUCCCUCCGACAAUAGAGACUAUAUCGACUGCUACCUGAGUGAGAUGAGUAAGGGGCAUGCUGACAAAUCCUUUGAUGAGGAAAACCUGGUUGUGUGUGUCUGGGAUCUGUUCUUGGCUGGAUCUGAAACCACAUCCACCACCCUGCGCUGGGCUUUCCUCUACAUGGUAAAGCACCCCGAGAUCCAAGCAAAGGUCCAGAAGGAGAUAGACGAAGUGAUUGGAACCUCCAGACAGCCGUCCAUGGAAGAUCGCGCCAACCUGCCCUACACGGACGCAGUCAUACACGAGAUCCAGAGGAUGGCCAACAUCAUUCCUCUCAGCCUGCCUCAUGCUACCAACCGGGAAAUCCGACUAGGAGGCUACACGAUCCCCAAGGGAGUGACAGUAAUCCCCAAUCUGAAUUCGGUGCUGUUUGACAAGAAUGAGUGGGAGACGCCCAACACCUUUAACCCCGGCCACUUUCUGAACCAGGAGGGCAAGUUUGUGAAGCGAGCUGCGUUCAUCCCUUUCUCUGCUGGUAAGCGGGUGUGUCUCGGGGAGAACCUGGCCAGGAUGGAGCUCUUCCUCUUCUUCACCUCCUUAAUGCAGCACUUCACCUUCUCCAUGCCUGCUGGGGUGAAGCCUGUGAUGGACUUUCGCUUUGGCGUCACUCUGGCACCACUUCCAUAUGAAGUCUGCCUCACCUCCCGCUAAGAGAAGCUCUAAAACAAAAUAAAACAAUGAAAAGAGCAGCAGAGACUUUCUGUCCUCUGCACGUAUGAUUAUGUCACUAUGUCAAGGUAAGAUAAUAUGUUCAACUGAUAUUUGGCUAUGAAGUAGAUCUGUUGUUUUUAGGUUGGUUUAGUAGUUUUUAUUUGUUUAAUGUUUUUGUAAAUCACUUUUUAUUUACAAAUGUGACGUUAGACGUUUUUUUCUGUUGCUAU